UAAAAAUUUUAGGUCUGUUGUUUACAGAGUCACAGGCUUCAGGGCGCUGGUGGUGAGUAGGAGGCGGCCUGGGAGGCCGCUGCCUGCGGUGCAGGGUGUGUCUGAGGCCCCUGGAGCCCCAACAGACCGAGAUCGGGGUCCCCGUGCCUCCCGGACGCCUCUCUGCUCACAGCGUUCCCGCAGCCCGACCCCCCUGAACCCUCCAGCCUGGGGGCCGGCGCCGCUCAGGUCCUGCCGCCCAGGUCCCAGCGUCCGGAAUGGUUGUUGGCAUAAAAUGGAUGAUGAGGUGGCCUGUUCUGAUGAGAGUGUAUCUAUACAAGGAGAGUCACAGGACAGGGCUUCUAAGACAGCUCCAGCCACCCAGAAGACCCUUCUGUGGAGGUUGGGGAAGACUUGCGAUACAACUCAGAGCUUCCCCAGCACCAGGCCUCUCUCAACACCGAGGAGCUACACUGUGGCAGGGAGAUUUCACAGGAAUUUCUUGAUGGAAAAAGUCAUCACCAGUGGGGUGACUGUGAAAAUGCUGCCAGCCACAUCCUGAAAGUUGUUCAAUGUCAGGGUGAAUUUUCUGGAGAAGUGAUUUAUGAGUGUAAGAAAUGUAGGAAAGUGUUUAGACGAAUCUCUAACCUCAUUGGACAUAAGAGAGUUCACCCUGGAGAAGAGAUGUAUGAGUGUAGUGAAUGUGGGGUUUCCUUCCAUCUAAGAGCCCACCUCAAUGUACACCUCAGAGUUCACACUGGAGAGAAGCCAUGUGAGUGUACUGAAUUCGGGAAGUCUUACAGUGAAAGAAGUACAUUCAUUGAACACCAGAGAUUUCACACUGGAGAGAUGCCAUAUGAGUGUACUGAAUGUGGGAAGUCUUUUAGCCGAAAACCUAACCUUAUUAAACAUCUGAAAGUCCACACUGGAGAGAAGCCAUAUGAGUGUACUGAAUGUGGGAAGUCUUUUAGCCAAAAACCUAACCUUAAUAAACAUCUGAAAGUCCACACUGGAGAGAAGCCAUAUGAGUGUACUGAAUGUGGGAAGUCCUUCAGCCAAAAAUCUAACCUAAUUAAACACCAGACAGUUCACACUGGGGAGAAGCCAUGUGAGUGUACUGAAUGUGGUAAGUCUUUUAGCAAAAAAUCUACUCUUAUUACUCAUCUGAAAGUUCACACUGGAGAGAAGCCAUAUGAGUGUACUGAAUGUGGGAAGUCUUUCAGUGAAAGAAGUGCAUUCAUUGAACACCAGAGAGUUCACACUGGAGAGAAGCCAUAUGAGUGUACUGAAUGUGAUAAGUCUUUUAGCCAAAAAUCUAACUUUAUUAUGCAUCUGAAACUUCACAGUGGAGAGAAGCCAUAUAAAUGUAGUAUAUGUGGGGUUUCCUUCCGUCUAAGAGCUCACCUCACUGUACACCUCAGAGUUCACACUGGAGAGAAGCCAUAUGAGUGUACUGAAUGUGGGAAGUCCUUCAGUGAAAGAUGUACAUUCAUUGAACACCAGAGAGUUCACACUGGAGAGAAGCCAUUUGAGUGUACUGAAUGUGGGAAGUCUUUUAGCCGAAAACCUAACCUUAUUAAACAUCUGAAAGUCCACACUGGAGAGAAGCCAUAUGAGUGUACUGAAUGUGGGAAGUCUUUUAGCCAAAAACCUAACCUUAUUAAACAUCUGAAAGUCCACACUGGAGAGAAGCCAUAUGAGUGCACUGAAUGUGGGAAGCAUUUCAGCCAAAAAUCUAACCUAAUUAAACACCAGACAGUUCACACGGGGGAGAAGCCAUAUGAAUGUACUGAAUGUGGAAAGUCUUUUAGCCAAAAAUCUACUCUUAUUACACAUCUGAAAGUUCACACUGGAGAGAAGCCAUAUGAGUGUACGGAAUGUGGGAAAUCCUUCAGAGAAAGAAGUACAUUCAUUGAACACCAGAGAGUUCACACUGGAGAGAAGCCAUAUGAGUGCACUGAAUGUGGGAAGUCUUUUAGACAAAAACCUAACCUUUUUAAACAUCUGAAAGCCCACUCUGGAGAGAAGCCAUAUGAGUGUACUGAAUGUGGGAAGUCUUUUAGCCAAAAAUCUACUCUUACUACACAUCUGAAAGUUCACAGUGGAGAGAAGCCAUAUGAGUGUACUGAAUGUGGGAAGUCUUUUCGCCAAAAAUGUAGUCUCAUUAAACAUCUGAGAGUUCACACUGGAGAGAAGUAUUAAAUGUGCAGGGAAUGGUUUCUUUUAUUCACUUAGAAUAACAACACUGAAGACUACUGUUUGGGACCUAUCUUUCUGAAUUUAAAACUUUUAAGUGGAACAUACACUGUACUAUAUUCCUCAUGUGUUUCCAGUACAAGUGAGGCUUGAAGGACAUGUCCAGAUCUACUACCUUAUACAUUUGUGGCUGAAGAGAUUUCACUUCUACCACCUGGAUCAUCUGAAGAUCGUGUGUCAGUCCCAACCCCUACGUGCUCAGGGGAAAUGAAUUCUAUGUUUUCACUUGUGCUUGAGAACAUUAUGAUUAUUCCAGCUCUUGACAGUAUCUUCAUUCCUUUCUCUCUGACUAGGGAAUGCAACUGACUCAGGGUUUGUCCAGAGCACCCAUCCUCAGCUAAUGAGUGCUACCACUUUCAGGGACAUUGUGAAUCUCACAUUAUGCUUUUAUGAAUUUUUUUUAGUUUGUAAUUUAUCAGCCUGCAAAUUUCUUACUGUCCUCUGUUCUGGUUUAUGAUUUUUUAUUAAAUGUUUUUUUUCCUUAA
This is a messenger RNA of Eptesicus fuscus (big brown bat), 2720 nucleotides long. RefSeq names its product gastrula zinc finger protein XlCGF57.1-like. The record is from RefSeq and is a predicted model, not a curated record. Gene Ontology annotation, biological process: regulation of cytokine production; regulation of immune system process; negative regulation of transcription by RNA polymerase II. NCBI's taxonomy places the organism in Eukaryota, Metazoa, Chordata, Mammalia, Chiroptera, Vespertilionidae. Bases 664 to 2181 code for a protein of 505 amino acids. The transcript is spliced from 3 exons.